AUGUCGCCAAAUAAUCGUUUUUUGUCGCGCUUUUUUUCACGUUUAUCACCAACCAAUAUUAUUCAUCCACGAUCUCAUCAACUUGUAAAUACUGACGACGAAAUCAACAUCGAUGAACAAUCGGCAUCGGAUGAGCAAAAUCUCGUUACUCAACCAAUAGCAACGCGAAUUCGUUCAUCAGCACCAUCGAUUAUCAAACGAUACGAACGAAACUAUGCAUCGGCAUCGUGCAGCAUGUUUGCGAUCGCAGCAUUAGCUGUGAGUCUAUCUGAUUAUCGAUGGUUCUGGUUAAAUGGCGGUCUAUGCAAUUCCAAAUACAUCGGUUUAAGUAUGUUCUUCGCCGUGGGUAAAUUAUUUGUCGUACGAGUACCUGUACCAUGGGAUCCAUCGGCACCAAUCAAUGAAAUCUAUCAAUUUAAACCCAAUGACUAUAUGGAAUUAACUGGUUGCGUAGAUACACGUUCAAUAUUAAUUCUUCGUUUAAUAAUUACAUUAAUUUGUUUGGCGAUAUUCUCUUCUACUAUCGGCUUUCUAUUAGAUGCUCUUGGGCCAAUGAAAUACGGAUUAAAGUUCAUGAGACGCCACGCUUUUUGGCAUAUUCUUUCAGUUCUUCUCUGUACAGUAGUGUCCGGUUUAUGUUUCUGGGCAUCGGAAUUGAUCUAUGAUAUUCAAGAUAAAAGUCGCUCGAAGAUUGGCAAGAAAGUCGAAGUCCAAUUUGAUGUAGCUUAUUAUUUAGUUGUGAUCUCAAGCGGUCUUUCGUUGUUAGCAUCCGCUUUUGCACUUCUCAGACGAUAUCCAACUGCGGAAGAAGAACACUUAGAUAGAUUAAUGGAUGAUUGGUCGCGACGUGAAGAGCCAUUGUUCAUCGAGCGUUCCUUACCUGCAACGGUAUCAACAGUCCCAGCUAAUAACGAACCACCGCCUGAAUAUUCCGAACAGAAUGUUAUUGUAGUAUGA
Molecule: messenger RNA, 957 nt
Organism: Adineta ricciae
Lineage: Eukaryota; Metazoa; Rotifera; Eurotatoria; Adinetida; Adinetidae
Source: the annotation of a GenBank genome assembly